UGAAAAGAAUCCACUUGGCCCAUCACCUUUCAAGAAUGACUUCUAGGGAGCAUUAGAUGUGUUAGAUAGCCCUCUUCUCCAUUCAGCACUCUUAUGAAUAUCCAAUGGGAAGAAUAAGAAGCUGGUUAAAUUAUGUGAAACAACUAUUAAUUCCUGCGAGAAAACCAAAAGCAGAAAUUGGCCUACAUGACACAACAGAGGAGCAGAGAAAACAUGCUUUGACUGUAGCUCUAGCUACAGCAGCUGCAGCAGAGGCUGCGGUGGCUUCUGCCAAAUUUGCAGCCACAUUUAUCCGGGAAGCAAAUGCUCAACAUGAAAUUCGAGAGAUAAAAAGCUCUGCAGCUAUCAAAAUCCAAAGUGCUUAUCGUGCUCACCUUGCUAGGAAAGCCUUAAGUGCACUGAAGGGACUGGUGAAGAUUCAAGCAGUGGUUCGAGGUGAAAUUGUAAGACGCAGAUUAAUAGCCAUAUUGAAAUGCAUGAUUCCCUUUCCAGAUUCACUGUUACACAUUCAGCUGUUGAGAGCUCCUAUUCUGGACGAGAAUUGUUAUGAAAAUCAAAAGGAACUGCUCAUGAGCCAAAAUGACAUCACGAGAUCUCGUGAACUGAAGCAACUUCGGUUUCAUGUCCAUGGCACAAGGGAUUUCAAUGUGGAUUCAAACAAAGAUGUUGUUGAAACUUUGUGGUCGAGAAAGCAAGAGGCGAUUGUCAGAAGAAAGCGGAUUAAGAAAUACUGCUCAUCAUCUCCUAGGGGGAGGAGAAAUGGUGAGAUUCUGCAAGAACCUCUAGCCAACAAGGAGGACCAAUGGGGCUGCAGAUUUGAUCAAUGGACAAAAUCUAACUUGCUGUCAAUGAUUGCAGUAUCAAAUAGUCCUCGAGGUGGCAUGAAUAAGAUGAAACGAGUCCAUGGAAGACAUGCUCGUAACCAAGACCUUAUAGAGGAACCAUCUUCCGCACCACCAAGGAGAUUAUUAUCUCCUAGAGGACAGAAAUUUAGUUAUGAUAGCUCUUCAGUGCAUUCUCCUAGCUUCCCGAAUUACAUGUCUGAUACAGAAUCUCAAAGAGCAAGGGCGAGGGAAAGGGAAAGGUCAAGGAGCACCCCGAGGCAACAGUUGAGGUUCUAUGAUGAUUAUCCUCCCAAACAUUCUCCUUACAGCGCAAGAUGUUCAAGGCGUCUGUACUUCGAUGAAAUGUCUGCCAGAGAUGGAAAGAGUAGAAUUGCUGAUAUAGUAUCCACGGAUGUACAAGGAUUUUAGUGGCUACUGAACAACUUUUACAUGCCUCCCAUUAUUUGGCAGGGUGAUUCUGGAUUCAUGGUUGCCCUUAAGAAGUUGCGGAUCAAAGUUGGGGACUUACAGGUAACUCUAACAAGGCAAUGCAGAAUCCUCUACUGUCAAAUCAUUUUUUACAAAUUUCACUGUUGCAUUCAGAAAGUUUUUACCCCUUGUGUGUUUACAUGCACUGUUUUGUAGGAUUUGAGUUUUUUUUUUUUUUUUUUUUUUUUUGGAAUGAGAGUUGCUUUUGUUCUUGAUUUUCAA
Molecule: messenger RNA, 1535 nt
Organism: Ipomoea nil (Japanese morning glory)
Lineage: Eukaryota; Viridiplantae; Streptophyta; Magnoliopsida; Solanales; Convolvulaceae
Product: protein IQ-DOMAIN 14
Exons: 5
Coding region: 105-1253 (382 amino acids)
Molecular function (GO): protein binding
Source: RefSeq, a predicted model, not a curated record